Nycticebus coucang (slow loris) is the source of this 5591-nucleotide messenger RNA. Its product is annotated as zinc finger protein 678-like. Gene Ontology annotation, cellular component: nucleus. Gene Ontology annotation, molecular function: DNA-binding transcription activator activity, RNA polymerase II-specific; RNA polymerase II cis-regulatory region sequence-specific DNA binding. Bases 176 to 2707 code for a protein of 843 amino acids. Lineage: Eukaryota; Metazoa; Chordata; Mammalia; Primates; Lorisidae. The transcript has 4 exons. Gene Ontology annotation, biological process: negative regulation of transcription by RNA polymerase II; regulation of immune system process; regulation of cytokine production. The record is from RefSeq and is a predicted model, not a curated record.
UCUGACUGGGCCUUUGUGUCUUUCCUGUUUGUUCUGGGGUGAGGUUGGUUUUCACAGCUCCUUCUCCUUUUCGCUGGGAAGUCCAGGUGGCUGUACCACAGUCUCUGUCACCCUGUGACCAGCAAGUACUGAGAGGUUUGUAGGGAGGACGCCAGGACGCCGCAGAAAUCAGGAAAUGGGACGGUUGACAUUCAGGGAUGUGGCCAUAGAAUUCUCUCCAGAGGAGUGGGAAUACCUGGACCCUGCUCAGCAGAAUUUGUAUAGGGAUGUGAUGUUAGAGAACUACAGCAACUUGGUCUCUCUGGAACUUGCUGUGUCUAAGCUGAACCUGAUCACCUUUUUGAAACACAUGGAAGGACACUGGAAUGUGACAAGAGGAGAUUCAGUAGCCACACACCCAGCACUACAUAUGAACAGAAGCAAUAACCAGUCUUUGGAAAGCCCCAGAGAAACCCACGACAUUGCAUAUAGAAUUGGAUUAAAUGUUCAGUCAAAUAUUUCUGAAGAGCAGAAAUUUGAAAUUGUAGAGAAUAUUUCUAAAUGUGAUCAAUUUGAUGGGUCCUUUGUUAAAAGUUUGGUAUUCCUCCACCAACAAAUAAUACAAUUUUGUGCCAGAAUCAACAACUUUGAUCAGUAUAAUAAGGUGUUUACCCAAUUGUCAUUGCUUAAUCAAUAUCAAGGAAUGGAUAAUUGGGGAAAACAUAACAUACCCAAUAAAACUUUGAUGUCCUUUAUCAAGGGCACUUUGCUAAAUAAUUACCAAGAUAUACAUAUUGAUGAAAGCAAUCAUAAAUGCAGUGAAUCUGAAAAGACCUUGAACCAAGACUCUUGCUCAAGAAAAUAUCAGAAAUCUCAAUAUCCAGUGAUUCAGUACAAAUAUAAAAAAUGUGACAAAGUCUUUAAUCAAGAUUUAAGGCUUGUUAAUGAUGAGAAUACCCAUAUUCAGGAGUAUUCUUACAAAAGUAAUGAAUAUGUAGAAGCUUUUUCCUCUUCAGAGAAACAUUCUCAAAAUCAGGAAAUUCAUAGUAGAGAAAACUCAGAUGGAUGUAAUAAAUGUAACAACUUUUUUACCCAGUCAUCCAAUCUAAGAAAAUGUAACAUAAUUUGUUCUGAAGAAAAUAUGUGCAAAUGUAAGCAGUGUGGCAAAACUUUUAACCAGAGUUCACAGCUUCAAAAACAUCAGAAAAUUUGUACUAAAGGUAAAGAAGGUAGUGAAUUCUGUAAUCGUUCCUCAAAUCUUACUGUGCACCGAAGAAUUUUUACUGGGGAGAAAUGCUACAAAUGUAAAGAAUGUGGCAAAGCCUUUAACCAUAAUUCUGGGCUUAUUCAACAUCAGAGAAUUCAUUCUGGAGAAAAGCCUUACAAGUGUAAGGAAUGUGGGAAGGGGUUUAACUGUAGUUCAAACCUUACUCAGCAUGAGAGAAUUCAUACUGGAGUAAAACCCUACAAAUGUAAACACUGUGGCAAAGCCUUUAACUGUAGUUCAAAUCUUACUCAACAUCAGAGAAUUCAUUCUGGAGAAAAACCCUACAAAUGUAAAGAAUGUGACAUGUCGUUUACUCAGUUGGGAAGCCUUAGACAACAUCAGCAAGUUCAUACUGGAGUGAAAACUUACAAGUGUAAAAAAUGUGGAAUAUCCUUUACUCAUUUGAGAAGCCUUAGACAACAUCAGAAAAUUCAUACUGGAUUGAAACCACACAAAUGUGAAGAAUGCAGCAUUUCCUUUACUCAGAUGGAAAGACUAAGACAACAUCAGCAAGUUCAUACUGGAGUGAAACCCCAUAAAUGUGAAGAAUGUGGCACAUCCUUCACUAAGCUUUCAGUCCUUAGACAACAUCAGAGAAUUCAUACUGGGGAAAAGCCCUACAAAUGUUCAGAGUGUGGCAAAGCUUUUAACUGUAGUUCAAACCUUACUCAACACCAGAGAAUUCAUAGUGGAUUGAAACCCCACAAAUGUGAAGAAUGUGGCAUAUCCUUUACUCAGCUGGGAAGCCUUAGACUACACCAGCAGAUUCAUACUGGAGUAAAACCCUAUAAGUGUGAAAAAUGUGGCACAUCCUUUACUCAACUGGGAAGCCUUAGGCAACAUCAGCAAAUUCAUACUGGAGUGAAACCCUACAAAUGUGAAGAAUGUGGCAUAUCCUUUAGUAGGACUUCAAUCCUUAGGCAACAUCAGAGAACUCAUACUGGGGAAAAGCCCUACAAAUGUUCAGAGUGUGGCAAAGCCUUUAACUGUGGUUCUAGCCUUACCCAACAUCAGAGAAUUCAUACCGGGUUGAAACCCUACAAAUGUAAAGAAUGUGGCAAAUGCUUUAACCGUAGUUCACAUCUUACACAACAUCAGAGAAUUCAUAAUGGAGUGAAACCUUACAAAUGCAAUGAAUGUGACAAAGCCUUUAACUGUAGUUCACACCUCACUCGACAUCAGAUAGUUCAUACUGGAGGGAAACCCUACAAAUGUAAAGAGUGUGGUAAAUCCUUUACCCAGUCUUCAGGCCUUAGACUGCAUCAGCGAAAACAUUCUGGAGUGAAACCCUACAAAUGUGAAGAAUGUGGCAUAUCCUUUAGUAGGUUUUCGAUCCUUACUCAACAUCAGAGAAUUCACACUGGAUUGAAACCCUACAAGUGUAAAGUAUGUGACAGAAUCUUUUAUUGUAGUUCACAUCUUACUCAACAUCAGAGAAUCCAUGCUACAGAAACUCUGUAAAUAUAAUACAUGUCAAAAGAGUUAUGUCUAGGCUUGGUACCAGUAGCCCAGUGGUUAUGGUGCCGGCCACAUACAUCCAGGCUGGUGGAUUUGAACCCGGCCCAGGCCAGCUAAACAACAGUGACAACUGUAACAAAAAAUAGCCAGGCACUGUGGUGAGCCCCUGUAGUACCAGCUACUUGGGAGGAUGAGGCAAGAGAAUAGCCUGAGCCGAAGAGUUUGAGGUUUCUGUGAGCUGUGAUGUCACAGCACUCUACAGGGGGUGACGACAUAGUGAGACUCUGUCUCAAAAAUAUAAAAUAAAAGCUCGGUGCCUCUGGCUCAAGUGGCUAAGGUGCCAGCCACAUACACCUGACCUGGCAGGUUCAAAUCCAGCCUGGGCUCGCCAAACAACGAUGGCUACAACCAAAAAAUAGCUAGGUGUUGUGGCAGGUGCCUGUAGUCCCAGCCACUUGGAAGGCUGAGGCAAGAGAAGUGCUUGAGCCCAGGAGUUGGAGGGUGCUGUGAGCUGUGAUGCCACGGCACUCUACCCAGGGUGACAGCUUGAGGCUCUGUCUUUAAAAAAAAAAAAAUAUAUAUAUAUAUAUAUAAAAUAAUUACAGAAGGAGUUCUGUCUAAAAAGUAUAAGUUAGAAAUCACCAUUGGGGGUGGAGGGGAAUCACUAUAGAGUUCAUAGGAAAUAAACUUUAGUCUGUGUAUCAGAGGGUUCAGCACAAGUAAAAACUAAACCAGACAUUCAGAUUUCCCCGGACUAUUUAGAAAAUGGUGUGAAAUUGAAACAUUUAGAUAAUUUAUUUGAUUAUAUUUUUAAAAAGGGCAAGAACAUUGAUGUUUUGACAGGUAUAAUUAUAUCCAAUGGAUAAUACUUGAAAUUUUUCAAAUGUAAAUAUUAUUGUGUUCUCAAAUUAUGCAAUGUUGUACUUUAAUCUGUAGUAUAUAUAGGAAAAUAGGUUCCUCUUGUUUCUCCAUAAGAGGUAUGAAAGGCCAUUCAAAAUUAUGUGAAUGUGAUUAAUAACAAUUUUUCUUCAAAAUUUUAAUGGCAAAUGUAAUAUACAUUAAGAAAAUCUAAAGAAACAUGGUAUGUGUACUUGAGUUAAAAAAUGGUACAUAUAAGCAUACAGCAUCAUACUGACGGCAUUUCUAUAUAAAAGGGAAACAUUCUGAAAUUUCAACAUAAAUCAUUUUAUCAGUUGCUCCUUAUGUAGUAAAAUAUGAUUAGUUAAAAUACUGAGAAAUCGUUAUGGUAGAAUAAAAUAGAAGUUUUGAGUAUAUUUUAUGUAUUAUAGGAAAUAGAAAUUUUGAAUUUUGUUUUUUUUUUUUUUUUUUGAGACAGAGUUUCAGUAUGUCACCCUAGGUAGAGUGCUGUGACAUCACAGCUCAUAGCAACCUCAAACUUUUGGGCGUAAGCGAUUCUCUUGCCUCAGCCUCCCAAGUAGCUGGGACUUCAGAUGCCUACUGCAAUGCCCAGCUAUUUUUUAUUGCAGUUGUCAUUGUUAUUUUAGCUGGCCCUGGCUAGGUUUGAAUCCACCAACUUCAGUGUAUGUGGCUGGUGCUAAGCCAGGAAUUUUGAAUUUUGUUUGAAAUAAAAACAUCUUCACAGUUAUUAGAGGGAAGGGACAAAAACUCCUGUUUAAAAGUUUGUAUAUAUUUUUAAAUCCAUGUGCACUAAAUAAUUAGCCUCACUUUUUAAAAUUAAAGAAAGCAUAACUCUAGGUUUACUAUCUUAGAGAAAACAUAAUUUUCUUAACUGCUUGUGACCAGAGAGCAUAAAGUGGAUUUUAAAGUGCUUUAUUUAGCCUAUGAGUUGUUUGUUUUGAUUAAUAAAACUAAAUGGUUCUUAAUUUUUUUUUUCUUUUUGUUGAGAGAGAGUUCUUACUCUAUGCCCUGAGUAGAGUGCAAUGGUGUGGUAGCUCACUGUAACCUCAGACUCAGGCUUUGGGUAUCCAGCUGCCUUAGCCUCUAAAGCCGCUGGGAUUACAGGUGCUCGCAGUGGCGCCCGGCUGGGUUUUUCAGUUUUUUUUUCAUGAGUCAGAGUUUCACUCUUGCUCAGAUAAGCCUCGAACUCCUGAGCUCAAGCUGUCUUCCCGCCUCAGCCUCUCACAGUGCUGGGAUUAUAGAUGUGAGCCACUGCAUCCGGCACUUUUUAAUGUUUUGACACUAGUGUACAAUGAAUGAAAUGUUACCCUGCUAACAAUGUUAAACUAUCUUAUCAGGAUUGUAGUUAAACAAAGCUGGGCAUGGUGGCUCACGCCUGUAAUCCCAGCACUUGGGAGGAUGAGGCGGGUGGAUUGCCUGAGCCCAUAGGUUUGAGACCAGCCUGAGCCAGAGUAAGACCCUGUCUCUUAAAAAAUAGCCAGGUGUUGUGGCGGGUGCCUUUAGUCCCAGCUACUUGGGAGGCUGAGGCAAGAGGAUCACUUGGACCCAAGAGUUUGAGGUUGCUGUGAGCUAAGACACCAUGGCACUCUACCAAGGGUGACCAAGUGAGACUCUGUUUCAAAAAAAAAAAAAGAUACUGUAGUUAAAAAAUAAAAUCAUGUAUUAUUGGGUAGCAAAGUGGAAUGAGUUUUCUGGCAAUCUGUUUCUGAAGACUAAAGUUUCAAUAAUUUUAAGAAUGUUGUCAUAGUUAACUGUUUUGUAUAUAUUUCUCCUUUUUGUAGCUAUGGAAAUACUUUGAUGGUUAUAAUAAAGGUUAUGUAAGAGUAUAUCAUUUAAAUCCGUAUCUUUAAAUCCUAAAUCACUAUUAAUAGAAUUUUACCCAAUAUUUUUCUUUGCACAUGGCACUUUUCUGGGCCAGUGAUGUUUGGAGAUGGUUUUGUUUUGAUUAAUAUUGACUGCAAUAUGCAAUAUAUCAAGUAAAAAAUAAACAUCGUGCAAGAAAAGUAUA